AUGGCCGUGCCUAAAAAGAAGAUACCCGAUUCCGCCUGGAACACAGCCACGUUUUUGCUCACCAAGCAGCCGGAAGAUUUCGCGGACGGUCAUCGCGUUAAAAUCGCGAUCGUCGGCAGUGGUUACACAGGCGUGGCCGUUGGAAUCGCGAUUCUCUUCAAGCGUCUCGCCUCCGAGCUGGUGUUCAUAGACAUGAACGAGGAAUUGGCGAAAGCCGAGGCGGAAGACAUCAGCCACGCGGCGGCCUUCCUUGGAAAUCCGAGGAUCAUCGGUACCAAAGAUUGUUCGUUGGCGAGGGACGCGACAGUAUGCGUGAUUACUGUGGGAGAUAAGGCUACGAACGGACAGGAUUCGAGCACCGUGCUGCAGAAUAAUUUGAAUAUAUUCAGGGAAGUGAUACCGAACGUGUGCAAGUACGCGCCGAAUAGCGUGCUCUUGAUUAUUACCGCGCCAGUGGACAUAUUAUCGUACGCAGCGAUGAAACUCUCAGGCUUCCCGCCACACCGAGUCGUUGGACUUGGCACGUUUUUGGACAGCUGUAGGUUUCAGUACUUCAUCGCGCAGAAGCUCGGAAUUUCGGCGAAAGCUGUACAAGCCAGUAUAAUUUGCGAGAACGGGCCUACGUCUGUGCCUAUAUGGUCAGCUGUGACGGUAAUGGGCAUUAAACUGAAAGACAUCAACAAAGACAUAGGCACCAAGGCGGACCCGGAGUCCUGGGGCGAGCUGCACAACAAAGUAAUCGAUUGCGACAGCGAUCUUAUCUCGAGGAAGGGUUAUCGCUGCUGGGGCACCGGUAUUUGCGCCGCUGAGGUUGUGGACGCCAUCGUGCGGAAUACCUGCAUUUGCAUCACUCUAUCCACGUAUCUGAAAGGUUGUCGUCACGGCCUAGAAAAAGACGUCUACAUGUCUCUACCUUGCAUAAUCGGCAGAAACGGCAUCCAAACUCUACUCCGUCAUCCCUACACCCCCGAAGAACAGGAGCAAACAGAAGCGUCAUGUCGAGCCAUCUACGAGACCCAAAAAUCCAAUGUAAACGGUCUAGAAUAA
This is a messenger RNA of Habropoda laboriosa, 1047 nucleotides long. Its product is annotated as L-lactate dehydrogenase A-like 6A. The coding region runs from base 1 to 1047 and encodes 348 amino acids. The transcript is spliced from 6 exons. Gene Ontology annotation, molecular function: oxidoreductase activity, acting on the CH-OH group of donors, NAD or NADP as acceptor. The record is from RefSeq and is a predicted model, not a curated record. Gene Ontology annotation, biological process: carboxylic acid metabolic process. Lineage: Eukaryota; Metazoa; Arthropoda; Insecta; Hymenoptera; Apidae.